AUGAUGAGGCAGGACAAGCAGAGUCCCAGAAAGACGGUGAAGCCCGCUCCCAGCUCCAUGGUGGUGCCAGGCCAAGAAGUUCAAUCCUCCUGCCUCAGCCUCCUCCUUGGUUGUUGGAAACGAACCAACAAGGGAGGAAAGCUGCCCCCAGGCCCCACACCAAUACCUUUCCUGGGGAACCUGCCACAAGUUCGCACUGAUGCCACCUUUCAGUCUUUCCUGAAGCUCAGCGAGAAACACGGCCCCGUGUUCACUGUGUAUAUGGGACCCCGGCCAAUAGUUGUUUUAUGUGGACGUGAAGCAGUGAAGGAAGCCCUGGUAGACAAAGCUGAGGAAUUCAGCAGGCGAGGCGAGCAGGUCACCUUUGACUGGCUCUUCAAAGGCUAUUGCAUGGCAUUCAGCAAUGGCCAGUGUGCCAAGCAGCUGCAGCACUACUGCAUCACCACGCUACCGGACUUCGGCAUGGGCAAGCGCGGCAUUGAGGAGAGCAUCCAGGAAGAGGUGGGCUUCCUCACUGAGGAAUUCUGGGGCACGCGCGGCGCCAUCAUCGAUCCCACCUUCUUCCUGAGCCGAACAGUCUCCGAUGUCAUCAGCUCUGUUGUCUUUGGGGACCGCUUUGACUAUGAGAACAAAGAGCUGCUGUCACUGCUGCGUAUGAUGAAGGAUCCAGCAGCUGGGGAGCAGAAGAACCCAAACACGGCAUUCUGCAUGAAGAACCUGGUGCUGAUCAUGCUGAACCUCUUCCUCGCAGGCACUGAGACCUUCAGCAUGACCCUACGCUAUGGCAUCUUGCUGCUCAUGAAACACCCAGAUGUGGAGGCCAAGGUCCAUGAGGAGACUGACUGGGUGAUUGGCAAGAACCGGCAUCCCAGGUUUCAGGACCGGGACAAAAUGCCCUAAACGGAGGCAGUGAUCCAUGAGAUCCAAAGAUUUGGAGACCUAAGCCCCAUGUGCCUGGCUCACAGGUUCACCAGGUUUCAGGACUUCUUCCUUCCCAAGGGCACCGAAGUGUUUCCUAUGCUGGGCUCUGUGCUCACCGACCCCAAGCUCUUCUUCAAACCCCGAGAUUUCAAUCCCCAGCACUUCCUGGAUGAGAAGGGGCAGUUUAAGGAGAGUGAUGCUUUUGUGCCCUUCUCCAUUGGAAAACGGUUCUGUUUAGGAGAAGGCCUGGGUCGAAUGGAGCUCUUUCUCUUCCUCAUCACCAUCAUGCAGAACUUCCGCUUCAAGUCCCUGCAGUCGCCUGAGGACAUCGUAUCCCCCAAGCACGUGGGCUUAACUAGGAUCCCACCAUACCAUACCAUGAGCUUCCUGCCUCGCUGA
Molecule: messenger RNA, 1320 nt
Organism: Propithecus coquereli (Coquerel's sifaka)
Lineage: Eukaryota; Metazoa; Chordata; Mammalia; Primates; Indriidae
Product: cytochrome P450 2A13-like
Biological process (GO): xenobiotic metabolic process; coumarin metabolic process
Cellular component (GO): intracellular membrane-bounded organelle; cytoplasm
Molecular function (GO): iron ion binding; oxidoreductase activity, acting on paired donors, with incorporation or reduction of molecular oxygen, reduced flavin or flavoprotein as one donor, and incorporation of one atom of oxygen; heme binding
Source: RefSeq, a predicted model, not a curated record